AUGGCUAGCCAAGAUACCGCAAUGGAGGAAAUCCUCUGGCGGUCUCCCCCGCACGUCCAGAUGAUGGGGGGUUACAUCCACUCCAAUAACAUUCUCUUCUACUUUGCCGAGUCCCCUUUCUUCGACCCAACCUCCAACAAUGCCUCCCUCGCCAUCCAAGCCAAUUACAAUGAGGCCUUCCGCAACUUCGUCGAAACGCGCGAAGCGUUCGAGGGCCGUCUGAAGACCAUGUCCGGUCUAGAAUUCAUCGUCGCAUAUGACCCUCUGCAAGCGGCCGCGCAGUCUGACACGCGCUUUGCUCACGAACCAUCUAAUGUCUGGGUUAUUCGAAAGCAAAACCGGCGGAAGCGGAAUGGCAUGGACGACGAGGUAGUCGUGAUCUCGACAUAUUUCCUUGUCGGAGAUUGUAUCUACAUGGCGCCAUCAGUUGCUAGUGUGGUGGGAAACAGAAUUGUACGUUCUUGCUGCCCUGCCUCUUUCAAACUCCCUUUACGCGCAUCACGGCUAACCCUCCACUCUUUCUACUCGCAGCUUUCGGCCGUUACAUCCCUAUCACGGCUCAUGAAGACUGCCUCCACCCUUCCGACAUUCACCCCUUCUUACGGACACACAUACCUCCCGCCCAUGGCGCGGGCCACCGAGUCCGGCGCACAGGCAUCACAGCAAAGCAAAGAAAACACGCCCAUGCCGGAAGCUGCGCCACCUUCAACAUCCGACACACAAGCAACAAGCAGAGCAGGGUUAGGGAUCUCGAACACGAACUCCAGCUACCAUGAUACCCGCAGUCUUGCCGAAUCGUUCAGCCUGUUCACUAAAUAUGGCGACGAGUUCAUGGACGAGACCCCACUAGUAGGAGAACCGGGCUCUUUCAUCAUGUCACGAGUUGGCAAUGAGAAUGACCGCGCAACCAAGAAUGCAGCUGCGCCUAAGUCAUCCCUCGGUGUAACCGCGAACACACCGGGGGUACCUGGUCGAGUCUCAACCCCGCAGGUCCGGGUUGAUACACCUGGCAAGGCGUCCGAUAAGAGUAACUCACCACCUAGCUCUGGUGAGAAUAAAGCCAAGCGGAAAAAGAACCGGGUUGUGAGCUGA
Messenger RNA from Penicillium verhagenii, 1092 nucleotides. RefSeq names its product mediator complex subunit MED6 (gene med6). The record is from RefSeq and is a predicted model, not a curated record. The transcript is spliced from 2 exons. Gene Ontology annotation, biological process: regulation of transcription by RNA polymerase II. The coding region runs from base 1 to 1092 and encodes 363 amino acids. Gene Ontology annotation, cellular component: mediator complex; core mediator complex. Gene Ontology annotation, molecular function: transcription coactivator activity. NCBI's taxonomy places the organism in Eukaryota, Fungi, Ascomycota, Eurotiomycetes, Eurotiales, Aspergillaceae.